Messenger RNA from Saprolegnia diclina VS20, 4127 nucleotides. RefSeq lists its product as hypothetical. The transcript is spliced from 26 exons. Gene Ontology annotation, molecular function: RNA helicase activity; ATP binding; nucleic acid binding. Gene Ontology annotation, biological process: nuclear-transcribed mRNA catabolic process, 3'-5' exonucleolytic nonsense-mediated decay. Lineage: Eukaryota; Oomycota; Saprolegniomycetes; Saprolegniales; Saprolegniaceae. Bases 29 to 4045 code for a protein of 1338 amino acids. Gene Ontology annotation, cellular component: Ski complex. The record is from RefSeq and is a predicted model, not a curated record.
CGACAAGGACGACAAGGACGAGACGACGAUGGACCUACUGGACGAACUCGAUGCGCUGCUCGCGGAAGAGCGAUCGACGCAGCAUGAGACGCGCCCGUGGGCGCAAUGCCUAAGCGGCCAUGCACCGCUGGCCCCGCUCCUACAUCCCGCAGGCACGGCGGCGUCGCAUCCGGUGCUGCUGCCGUUCCCGCUCGUGGCAUCGCUGUCGACGACGGAUGACGACGAGGCGCCGUUGGAUCCGCUGGCGAGCGCACUGGCGAGCGAGCAAGCUCCUCUCGUGUGGCAGGCCAACCCGAGCCGCUUGUUGGUCGAAGUCCCGCUCUCGCUGCACCGCGCCGACAUCACGCCCGUCACGUCGCGCAUGGUGCUCGAGCCGACGAACCUCACGUACGCCUUUGGCCGUGUCGUGCACGACGAACGCUCGAUGGCCGAGACGUCCAACUCGAUGCUGCGCAAGCCGACGCACUUGCAAGAGUACGCGCGCGGCAAGAUCGGCAACGUCCCUUUCGCGCCGGGCGGCGAGUCGCUCAUGAAAUCGACGACGACGCCGACGUCGGCGGACGCAGCGGUCGCCGACGAGGCCUCGCUGCUCAAGCACGCAAUCGCCAACGAGAUGCAGGACCUCGCACAGCGUGCACUGGCGGCGGGCAACAGCACCAACGCCACCUCGGCCGACUGGAGCAGCCUGCUUGUCGACGCACCGGGGCUCUCGCACGGCUUGACGCACGAGGACGUUGCGCGUCUGACGCGUGGCGCGUCGCCCCACGAGGCGGCGGCGCACAAAGCACCGGCGCCUGUGACCGUGGGCGUCAACCCGAGUACCCUUUUGCAGCCCUACUACACCGUCAUCUCGGACGAAGCGUCGAUGCAGUCGCUGCAACGCUCGAUUGCCGACGAAAAGGCCGUCUUGGCCAUGACGUCCAACACGCUCUCGAUCCAGAGUCUACUGACAGACAAUGACGACGACGACAUGGACGUCCUCGACGCCGUGGACCCUGCCGACGUCGCGCCCGAGACGCCGGAACCAGCGCCGACGCCGUCCUUGGCCUUUGCCGCGGCCAGUGCGAGUGACAUGACAGUCGAAGACGCUGACGUCGAUGUGACGCUGGACGCCGUCAUGACCUUUAUGGACAAUAUGGUGACGCCAACGCCGACGCCGGUCCUCGAGUGGGCAAGCGCCGAGCCCAUUGACGUCUCCAACUUUGGCGCCAAGGUGCCGGACAUGGCUAUGUCGUUUCCGUUCGAGCUCGACUCGUUUCAGAAGCAAGCGGUCGUGCAUUUGGAGAACCACGACUGCGUGUUCAUCGCGGCGCACACGUCGGCAGGCAAAACGGUGGUCGCCGAAUAUGCGAUCGCCAUGUCGCAAAAGCACAUGACGCGCACGAUCUACACGUCGCCGAUCAAGGCGCUUUCGAACCAAAAGUACCGUGAUUUCCGGACAAAAUUCGGUGUCGACAAUGUCGGGUUGAUCACGGGCGACGUCUCGAUCAACCCGCAAGCGAGCUGCCUCGUCAUGACGACGGAGAUUCUGCGAUCCAUGCUGUACCGUGGUGCCGAUGUGAUUCGCGACAUUGAGUGGGUCAUUUUCGAUGAAAUUCACUACCUCAACGACUCGGAGCGCGGUGUGGUGUGGGAAGAGGUCAUCAUCAUGUUGCCCGAGCACGUCUCGAUGGUCUUCUUGUCGGCGACGACGCCCAACACGUUUGAGUUUUCCGACUGGAUUGGCCGUACCAAGCAGAAGAAGAUCCACGUCAUCUCGACGUACAAGCGCCCGAUCCCGCUCUCGCACCACCUCUAUGCGGCCGGUGAGGUACUCACCGUGAUGGACCCGCAAGGCCAGUUUCUCUCGACCAACUACUCGGCCGCAGUGCAGCGUCUCAAGCCAAAGGACUCCAAGACAGGCCCAGGCCGCGGCAGUGGCGGGCGUGGCGGCGGCGGCGGACGUGGCGGCGGUGACAAGGCCGACUGGACCAAGCUCAUCCGCAUCCUUCAAGAGAAGCAGUUGCUGCCCGUCGUGGUGUUUGCGUUCAGCAAGCGCCUCUGCGAAGAGUCGGCGCACCGUCUCUCGGGCAUGGACUUGAGCUCGGCGUCCGAGCGCUCUGAGAUCCAUCUCUUUUGCAAUGCCAGCAUUAGCCGUCUCCAGGGCUUGGACCAGCACUUGCCGCAAGUGCUCCAAGUGCGCGAAAUGCUCUUGCGUGGCAUUGGCGUGCACCACGGUGGUCUGCUUCCGAUCCUCAAGGAGAUGGUUGAAAUUCUGUUUGCCCGAGGCUUGGUCAAGGUGCUCUUUUCGACCGAGACGUUUGCCAUGGGCGUCAAUAUGCCCGCGCGCACGGUUGUGUUCAACGGCACGCGCAAGCACGAUGGCAAGGCGUUCCGCGACUUGCUCCCGGGCGAGUACACGCAGAUGGCGGGUCGUGCGGGUCGUCGUGGCCUCGACACGGUCGGCACCGUCAUCAUUGCGUGCUGGGGGGACGCGCCGGACGCCACGUCGCUGCGCACGAUGCUCAUGGGCACGCCAACGAAGCUCGAGAGUCAAUUCCGGCUCACGUACAACAUGAUCCUCAACCUCCUCCGCGUCGAAGACAUGACGGUCGAGGACAUGAUCAAGCGGUCGUUCUCCGAGUUCCGCACGCAAAAGGCGCUCGCGGCCAAGAACAUUCCGUCGGCCAUUCAAAAAGCCAAAAAGGCGCUGCACACGCUCGAGGCGGACCUCAACGCCACCCACGGCGGCCACCUCGACUUGGCCGAAGUCGAGCGCUUCUUCCUCCUCCAGCAGUCGACCAAGUACAAGGAACAAGCGCUCGUGCAUGCGAUUUUGAACUCGCGGUAUGCGGCGACCGCGCUCUGCGUUGGCCGCGUCGUCGUGCUCUCGACGGCCGGCCUGCCCGACCAGCUUGCUAUCCUCUUGCAAGUCGACAAGGCGGCGACGCGCACCGUGACGGUCCUCGCGCUGUGCCAUGCGUCGUUCACGCCGCCGGUGAUCGCGGCCAAGCCGAGCGCGAUGGAUUUCUUCAAGCCCAAGGCGCAAGCGAGUACGUCGAAUGGCCUCGCGCCGGGGGCCAAGGGGUCGCUCUUGGGGAAGCACUACGUCGUGCUCGACGUGCCGGAAACGUGCCUCAACAAGCUUACCAAGCACAAGUCCAGUCCGAACGUCCGGAGCCUCCUCGAGGUGAACGACCCGAGCGUGCUCUCGCGCGCCGUCGAGCUUCUCGUGGACCUUGAGACGUCGCUGCCGCUCUUUUUGAGUCCGCAAAACGACCUCAAGAUGAUGGAGCUCGAGUCGGCCGAUUUGUACAGCCAGGUGCAGCACCAGUACAGCCUCAUGGAAGCUAGCCCGUGCUUUGCGUCGCCCUUCCUCAUGCCUGUGCUCGCCCAGUACGCCAAGAUUGACCGACUGCGCCACUACAUGGCGACGAUGACGGCAGCGCUCUCGAACCACUCGCUGUCGCUUUUCCCCGACUUUCAGCAGCGGCUCCGCGUGCUCACGCGUCUCGGGUACAUUGCGUCGGACAACACGGUGCAGGUCAAGGGCCGCGUCGCGUGCGAGGUCAACACGUGCGAAGAACUGGUGCUCACAGAGAUCAUUUUUGAAAACGUCCUCGCCGAACUCGAACCGGAGGAAAUUGUCGCAGUGCUCUCGGCGCUCAUUUUCCAGGAAAAGACGCAGAACCAACCGACGCUGACCCCGCGCUUGCUGCAUGCGCAGAGCACCGUCCACGCCAUUGCUACCUCGCUUGGUGUGAUCCAGCUCGAGUGCCACCUCGAGAUCGACCCGACGGAAUUUGCCAAGUCGACGCUCAACUUUGGCUUGAUGGAAGUCGUGUACGAGUGGAGCCGCGGCAUGCCGUUCAAGUCGAUUUGCGAGCUCACGGACGUGCCCGAGGGCUCGAUCGUGCGCUGCAUCACGCGUCUCGACGAAGUCUGCCGAGAAGUGCGCAACGCUGCGCGGGUGAUUGGCGACCCGCGCUUGUACCGCAAGAUGGAGAUUGCGUCCGAGUCGAUCAAGCGCGACGUGGUGUUUGCCGGCAGCUUGUACCUGUCCUAGUCGGAUUGUAUCGAGAUAUCAAGUGGGAAACUCUCUCAAAUGACAACAGUACGCGAUUGCACCACGGUUAAAUAGUUUAGGG